This is a messenger RNA of Saccostrea echinata, 4284 nucleotides long. Its product is annotated as autophagy-related protein 16-1-like. The transcript has 17 exons. Gene Ontology annotation, cellular component: autophagosome membrane. The record is from RefSeq and is a predicted model, not a curated record. The coding region runs from base 57 to 1712 and encodes 551 amino acids. Gene Ontology annotation, molecular function: protein binding. Lineage: Eukaryota; Metazoa; Mollusca; Bivalvia; Ostreida; Ostreidae. Gene Ontology annotation, biological process: autophagosome assembly.
UAUCUGAAUACGGACCUGCGGCUCGGGUUUUAUUUUCCUUUGGAUCCUGAAGCAGAAUGGAUCCAAGGGAUCUUCAUUGGAAACACUUGCUGUUAGAGCAACUCCGACAGCGGGACAAAAGGGAGAAAGCACCAUUCGAGUCUUUGAUUGCUUCACACUGGAAGCAUUUUGAAAGUGCACAGACAUUGAAGACAAAGAAUGUCCAGCUAACAGUAGAGACAGAAAAACUUAAGGAAGAAAAUCUUGGAUUACAAAUCAAAGCUGAACAAGGUGGAGGGGGAGGGGGAGGAAAUAGCCAGGCUCUGGAACAGAAACUCUUUAAGCUUCAAGAGGAACUCACAGAACUUCACAGGAGGAGAGGAGAGAACACACAGCAGAUAAUUGACCUAAAUAAUGCCCUUCAAGAUAAGGAAAAGGAACUACAAGGAAGGGAUGCCAGACUGAAUGAUCUACUUGCUAAUGAAUUGGCAUUGAAAAUGGAAAUAAAGAAUUUAGAAAGUACCAUAAUGGAAUUAGAGGCCACAAAUCAGAUGCUUAAGGAUGAGCAUCAGGCCUUACAGCUGACAUACACAGGUCUAGAGGAGAAAUUCCGUAAACUAGAGCUGGACAACCAACAACUGCUGGAGAGGUGGAUCAGACAACAGGCCAAAAUGGCUGACCAGCUCAAUGCUGAGAAUGACCAGUUCAUGUUAGUACGACAACAGAAGUUAAGGAAAGACUUGGAAGAAGCAGCAAGGGAAAAUAUUCCAAUUUUACCCGGAAAAGAUGCGGGUGUUUUUGUUCCCACGGCAAUUCCUAUAUGUCUGAGUGCCUCAUUACCCACAAAAGCUCAACACAAAUUUGAUGCCCAUGAAAGUGAUGUUAAUGCUGUCCGAUGGAGCCCCUCCGGAGCAAUGUUUGCCACAGCAGGGUCAGACAGAAAGAUUAAACUGUGGGAGGUCAUUAAUGGUAAAUGUGAAUCUAAAGGUGUCUUGACAGGAAGCAAUGCUGGCAUCAUGGCCCUGGAUUUUGAUCCAGAGGAGAGCACCAUUCUUGGAGCUUCCAAUGAUUUUGCCAGCAGGGUGUGGUCACUCACAGAUCACAGAGUUAGGCACACUUUAACAGGCCACAGUGGAAAAGUCCUUGCAGCUAAAUUUCUUGGUGACAGCAAUAAAGUUGUCUCUGGGAGCCAUGACAGGACUCUCAAAAUAUGGGAUUUACACAGCAGGUCUUGUGUGAAAACAAUAUUUGCUGGUUCAAGUUGUAAUGAUUUAGUGACUAUCCAUGGAACAAACAUUCUCAGUGGACAUUUUGACAAGAGAGUGAGAUUCUGGGAUAGUCGUGCAGACAGCAGCACCAAUGAAAUCUUACUACAAGGCAGGCUGACCUCUCUAGAUUUGUCUCCAGACAAACUGAGUCUGCUGUGCUGUACAAGAGAUGACACUUUGAAGGUGUUAGACUUGAGAAUGAACCAAAUAUCUACUACACUAGCUCAUGAUGAUUUCAAAGUUGGCUGUGAUUGGUCAAGAGCUGUUUUCAGUCCAGACACUAGCUAUGCGGUUGCAGGGUCCAGUGACGGUGCAAUAUUUAUCUGGAAUGUCAAAAGGGGAAAAGUAGAAAAGAUCCUCAAAGAACACACGCAUUCUGUGAUAGCUUGCUCCUGGCAUCCAGUGGGUUCAUAUGUUCUGAGCUGUGAAAAACAACGCAAAACCAUUCUGUGGUCCGAUAUCUGAGUGACUCCUAAAACAUCAAAUGGAAGCUGAGUGUGUUGUUCACACAAAAUAGUCUGAUAAACAAAUGUAAUUAGUUUAGGAAGGAAGAUGUAUGAAACUACCAACUACUGAAAGAAAACUGAUAGUUGUAUCUCAUUUGUGCAUCACUGUUUGUUUUUGCAACAGAAAAAGAGUGGUUUGUUAAAUUGAUGCCUAAUCAAAUGUCCCAGUUUUCCUUGAAAGCACAAACAAAAUGACACAAAAAUUCAAUACCAAAUAGGCCCCACUUUUAUCACCACUGUACAGAGUCCUGUAAAUUGUGUAUUUUGUUGACAUUUUUAAUUCACCAUUGGAAAGGUUCAAAUGAGUUGUGUGAACGAAGUUUAUCUAUUGCCUAAUAGAUGUUUGUUGAUAUAAUAUCAAUUUUUUUUUCUUUUCUGCUGGAAUGAUAAGUCAAAUUUUAAUCAAAAUUGACAACAUCCAUGCCUAUAUAGGUUUAAUUAUUUUAUAUUAUUAAAAAAAAAUGAAGGGCCGUGUGAGGCAUAAAAAAGUAGUACAUGCACAAUAUUACGUAGAGGACUUCCAAGCAAAAAAAACUUCAUGUAUGAAAUGCAGCAUUGAUACAGAUUAUCAAAUUGACGAAGAAGCAUACAUAUUUAUAGGUUCUCCUUAAGAAUGAGAGACUGUAAGCUUCUUUUGUCAUGGAGAUUUUAAGUUUGUUCAUAUCAUGGCCCCAGUGGAGAGAUGGGGCCACAUUUGGGGUCACAAUAUUCAAACAGGAUAUAGAUUAGUUACAAGGCUACAAUUUUAUAUAUAGUGUAAAUGCUGACUUGUUUAUAUUUCAGUAAUAGCAAUGUAACAAGAGUAAGCAGUGGGGCCCUUGGGCCUCUUAUUCUGAAAAAAAGUUUGAAUGUCAAAGAAUAGAAGCAUAGAUUCACUGCUGAGUUGACAACCAGUAUUUUAUACCAAUUUAGUUUUACAAAGUAAGCAUGAUUUGUGAUUUUUUUCUCAUUUAUUGUCGAUAUUUUUUCUUUGUUUGUUUUUUUUUUCUUACCUAAGAAUCGUAGGUUUUUGGAUGUGGCUUAUUAGGGGCAUGUCCUAAAAGCUUUUAUGUGAAUAUUUAAUUUUUUUUUACAGUGGUGUAUAUUUUGGAAUGAAGUCUUUAGAAUAUUUUGUUGUGGGUUUGGAUUAUAUUAUGAGAAAUAUAAAUUUAAUAAACUACGUUGAGUCUAAUAUGUUUAAUAUAAUUUUUAAGCAAUUUUUCUAGAAAACGGUGUUGUUUGUCUAAAUAUAUUGCUCAUUGUUUGCUAAGUGCACUACUGACAUGCUAUGUUAGAUACACUGUGAAGUGGUUGCUUAUUUAAAGAGACUGUAUUUUGCUUAAUUUUGAUACAAUGCACUCAUGUUGAUAAUUAAUAUUAAUUCAUUGCAGACAUUUUGUUGAUAUCAAUGACUGGUCACUUGUCUAUGAUACAUCUUUCAAACUGCUUUAGGGCAGUACACAUGGUAAGGCUUGCCUAAGUUCUAGCUUUACCGAUUGUACACCCAUAAAACACAUUUUUUCAAUCAAGUCCAACUUACGAAUAUAACACUGAUCUAUUUCAUAUGUACAAGACUUAGCCUACCUUUUCUUCUUACCCAAUGAAAACCAUUCGUCCAUGUGUCAAUCUAUUUUUAUCAAACCAUAAAGUAGAAAGAUUUGAAAGUAUUAUCAUAUGAGAUAAUGAAUGUAUCUACAAAUGCGUUGUGUGAAUACAGUUGUCAGUAACUACAUGUAGUAACAUCAUCUUGUACAGCAUUUUAAUGGCUGAAUGCAUUAUUUAGGGCUGAAAAACGUGGAAUAUAUGAAAAUGUUGUUUUUAAUCUUGUAAGUCAUGCCUUAGCAUGUGGACAUGAUAGCUUAUGGCUUGCAAAAAACAGAAGGUUUUAGACAUAUAAAGCAAGUCUUACUGUAUGUACAGAUCCUUAAAUCACAACUAGAAACCUAAAAUAAAUAGUUUUAAAUAUGGUGCGUACUAAUGAAUGAAAAUAUGGGUGCAUAUUGUAUUGUAAUACUUGACGUUAUCUGUAUGAAAACUUUUUACUGAUUUGUAUCUGCAAGAAUUCCAGGUAUGAGAGUAUAUGAGAGUUGUACACUGUCAUAAUGAUAACUUCAGGGUAUGUUUGUUAGUUUUUCUUUCUAAUUAUAAAUCAAAACUCUAUACUUCCAUUAAAAUGUUUGUAAAUGCUCUAAGACAGGAAAUGUGUUGGUUAAAGUCUAUGGUAAACAAAUAGUUAACUUAGAACUUUAUAAAAGCUUGUGGCAAAGUAUUUUUUAUCAGUUUUCCUUUUGAUUAUGUUUAUGAUUUAUAUCAAAUUGGAUAUAGAUGUAUAUGUUUGUCUUGUAUGUAUGAGUGAUGUAGUUAGUGAAUGUAGUUAAACAAUUAAGUGAACUGGUAAAUGUUAAACAAUUUGUUAUUGGGUGUAUUAGAACACUCGCGCUGAAUCAUGUACUAAAUAAAGAAAGUGUGUGUAUGUGAAUUAAAAUUUCUGAAUGAUUGCUAACUAAAAGUUUGUAUGUUAUGACAUAUGUUGUUGAAUUAAAUAUUUAUAA